CUGAAAGAAUUGCAGGAUGAAAUUCUGAUUAAAAAUGGAGAAAUUAAAGUUUUGCGUGACUCAAUGCAGCAGAUGGAGAAUGCCAUGGAGGAACAGAAGAGAUCACACGUGCUACUGGAACACCAAAAAUCUCAGACCUUAAGCGAAAAAGAAAAAGAGUUCUCCAAAAAGUUACUGUCAUUACAGUCGGAGCUGCAAUUCAAAGAUGCAGAAAUGAAUGAACUAAGAACAAGACUUCAGAGCUACGAAAGAACUAAACACAGCACUCAGACAGUUUUAAUACCAAGCCCUCAAAAGAAUUUUGCAGUACAAGUGAAAUCAGAAGGGUGUCCUCCACAGCCCGGGAGAAGAUCUUUUCCUACCAAGGAAUCCUUCAGUGCUGAAAUGUCCACCAGACCCUCGUGUUCUUCAGGAACUUCCAUUGCUGCGACUGCUUUGAUCAAAGAAGACAGCAAGAUAACCCAUCCUGAAGGUUUAGCCGUGAAGCACGAAGCAACGGGAAAAAAUGAUUGCUACAACUUUGUAUGUAAACGAAACACACAAGGUGCUAUCUUACUAAAUGCACUGAUGAAGCAGCCCGUUGUCCCUGGGUCAUUACUAGGACUCUGCCAUCUUCUCAGCAGUUACACUGAGCCUCUGCCUGGAGCCGUACUGCAGCCCAGCUGUUUGGAUGUGAAGUCCACACAACUACCCAGCAGCCGGCCAACUCAAGAAGAAACUGCUCCUCGUGUAUCCCUGCGAGAAGCUCAAAAACUAGCAAUAACAGGCUUGAACUUGAUUGCCGUGGAUGAAGGAUUACCUGAAGGAAACCCAACAGAAAGCCAGAGAGAGUUCUUGCACUUCACACGCUGCAAGAUCCGAGGUGCCGUGCACCUCUUGCCCUUGGUAGAACACCAUAUUGGUGCAUACUGCCAAGCAGUGCAAUUGUUGGACAAGUCAGUAAAUGGUUCUUGUGGAAACCAUUCAGCUGUUUCUCCCAGGACCAGCACAAACACGGUGUCAAGUAAGGAGGACGUCAGGUUGUCUCUUGAAGAAACUACGGUUCUGUCGCUGGGUAUUCUUUAUUAUUUGGCAUUUUAUAGCUGGGAUGUUGUCCACACGUUGCUAUCUACUGAAGUGGAAAAAAGCUCUGCUGCUGGAGAUGACCAGGUUUCCAAGAUGGACAGGAGUGUGUUGUGUGAUAAACAGUGCAAUAAUGAAGGUACCAGGACACAAGGAGGGCUGCCUGUAGCUCCACAGGAUGCUCCCAAUAAGGAUCGAGCUCAACAUUCUUUGUUUAAAAAGCUCCUUCAGGUUUUAGCUGUUUCUGCUGCAAGAGGCUCGCAGACUGACGGUAUAUUGAACCAAAGCCUAAAAGUUUUGGUGAAAUUAGCUGAAAAUUCAACAAUGGACUUGCUAAUAAAUUUUCAGCACUUACUGAGUAAUCAGAUGCUGCUCCGGUGCCUGUGUCCAGAGACCCCUUUGCCUGCUGUCCUUCUGACUGUGAGAUUGUUGUCUAUUCUUGCUCAACACCACGAGCUGGUUGCUCAACUUUGUUCUCAUUCAGACACCUGCCUUCUUCUUGCACUGUACACGUAUAUUACAUCAAGACCGGAUAAAUCAGCGUCUGAAAUGCUUUGGCUUCAGCUGGAGCAAGAGACAGUCAGACUCCUGACAAGGUGUAUGCGGUGUUGCAGCCCCGCGGUUUUGUUACCUGGUACAGACUGCCAGUGUAAUCUCGAGGUGGUUAAGGCACUAAUUAUAAUGUUACAUAGGCAGUGGAUGAAGAUUAGAAGAUCUGAGAACAGCUUGUGUGCCUAUAAGGAGAAAAUUAUUCCGUUUCUACGGGAUGCUGUUUUACUCUUACACAGUCUGUCUCAGAAAGAUAAACUGUUCCAUGAACACUGUUUGGAAGUUCUCCAUCAAUAUGACCAAGCCAUGCCAGGCAUAAGAGCCGUUCUCAAAAAGACUCAAAAACUGAGUGCCUGUGAAG
Mesitornis unicolor (brown roatelo) is the source of this 1972-nucleotide messenger RNA. RefSeq names its product ATR interacting protein (gene ATRIP). The transcript has 10 exons. NCBI's taxonomy places the organism in Eukaryota, Metazoa, Chordata, Aves, Mesitornithiformes, Mesitornithidae. The annotation marks the transcript as partial. The record is from RefSeq and is a predicted model, not a curated record. Gene Ontology annotation, biological process: DNA repair; DNA damage checkpoint signaling.